This is a messenger RNA of Lonchura striata (white-rumped munia), 1950 nucleotides long. The record is from RefSeq and is a predicted model, not a curated record. Lineage: Eukaryota; Metazoa; Chordata; Aves; Passeriformes; Estrildidae.
AAACUCAAGGAGGUAUCACCAGACUUUUAGAACAACACUGAUUCGGAUUCCAAACCAUCAGGUAGAAACACACGGGUUUAAGGAUGUGAACCAGCGAGCUCUGAAAGCCGCUGCUCCCCAGAGCAGCCUCCCCAGCGCGUUCAUGGCAUCAGGGCUGGCACAGUUCCACACCCUCAGUGCCGGUGGAGUAAAUCGAGUGUGAGACACUGAGAAUUCUGACACGAAUUUGCGCAGCUGGAGCACACCCCGUCACACGCAGCGGCACAGCCACGGGCAGCCGGCCAAGCUUCCCCGAGUGCUGGGGCAGCGGCCGAUCCCUGCCGCUAAGCCAAGCGGGAAAACUGAUUUCUGUGCCAAGCCAGGGAAUAAUCCAGGUCGUUUGCAGAAAUAAUGGUGAGCUGUGCUAAUAUUUCUGACUCCUCAUACUGUCGCUCCGAAGUAGAACACCCUCGCCCUGUUCCUCCCCUUGGCCUGCAGGGGAGCAGCCGAGUGCAAGGGAGAGGAGGAACUGGGAUCGGACUCUGCUCCCGAGGCUAGGCUGGGUUUGUUCCGGGGCACACUGUGCGUCCUUCUUUACAGGAAACAGGACCUAGGGAGCAGAGAGAAGACUGUUCCUCAUUUGAUUUUAUCAGGCAGGAGAAGGCUUGACUGCUCAGCCCAUCUCAACAUCUGCUGGUGCCAAAAGGAUCCCAGGAGCAGUAUCUGAGGAGGUACCUGAAAGACUCCUGCAGCAGUGAGAGCCUGUACUACAGCAAAUCAGGCACACAGCAAUCAUCUCCUGAGAGAAAAUGUUUGCAGCCUAUUUUGAUUGCCCAGGAGGCCCAGAAAAUCUCUAUAUGAAAGAGGUGAUGAAACCAAAUCCAGGAGAAGGAGAAGUUCUCGUGAAGGUCUCUGCCAGUGCUCUGAAUAGAGCUGAUUUACUCCAGAGGAGAGGGAAGUACCCUCCCCCCAAAGGAGCAAGUGACAUUUUAGGCCUGGAAGCAGCUGGGAGUGUGGCUGGGCUGGGUCCCGGCUGCUCGGGCCGGUGGCAGAUCGGCGAUGCAGUGAUGGCUCUGCUCCCCGGGGGAGGCCAGGCACAGUACGUGACAGUGCACGAAGGCCUCCUGAUGCCAAUUCCCAAAGAUAUGACUUUUAUUCAGGCUGCAGCCAUUCCUGAAGCCUGGCUAACAGCAUUUCAGCUGCUCCAUUUUGUAGGUAAAGUACAGGAGGGUGAGAGAGUGUUGAUCCACGCUGGAGCCAGCGGGGUUGGCAUGGCAGCCAUUCAGCUGGUGAGGCUGGCAAAGGCUAUUCCCAUUGUGACAGCAGGAACUCAGGAGAAACUGGAAGCAACAGCAAAUGCUGGAGCAGCUGCAGGGUUCAACUACAAGAAUGAAGACUUCAGUGAAAAGGUCUUGGAGUUCACCCAAGGUUCUGGAGUAGAUAUAAUUUUAGAUUGUGUUGGGGCUUCAUACUGGGAGAAGAAUCUCAACUGUCUGAGAACUGAUGGCCGGUGGAUUAUCUAUGGACUGCUGAGUGGAGGUGAAGUCCAUGGGGAUUUGCUGUCAAGGCUGAUUUCCAAAAGAGCCAGCAUCCACACAAGCCUGUUACGGUCCCGAGACAAGGAGCACAAGCAGCGGCUGGUCAGAGCCUUCACCGAGCAGGCGCUGCCCCAUUUUUGCGGAGGGGCUGCCCCACGCCUGCGGCCCGUGGUGGACAGCGUCUACCCCCUGCACGCCAUCGCCGAGGCACACAGGGCUAUGGAGGAAAACAGGAACAUCGGCAAAAUCGCCAUCGAGAUUCCCGCGUGCGUCAAGAAAGGGCCGCCGCAGUAGCCGCUCUGCGACAGUCACUGCGGGGGCUGCACUGCGGCCAUCCUGCCGCUCCUGCUCCACACCGGCACCGAUUCGUGGGCGUGGCGAGGAGGGGAAAAGGAUAAGGAGGAAGCAUUUAUUAAAGAGGCUCCUGUCGCAA